AGGAGCACACAGCGCUCAGAGCCCAAAACACAGAAGAAAGCUGCGGAUAGUAAGAAAAGGGUGAGUACUGGGAUAGGAGCUACAAUGGAAGGACAAGUGAGAAGUAAAUACCCUGCUGGUGGUGGGCACAGAGACUCAGAUACAGAGGACAUGACAGAUAGGUCUAACACAGAGGACUUGAUCUCAGAACCUACCAAGGAGGACUUCGUACUUCUGGAGAAGGAUGAAUCGUGGAUAUCGUCUGAUGUGAGCAGCGCGAUUGCUGAUAGCAGGGACAAAGAGAAGGAAAAGACACAGUCUUCUGUAAAAAUAAUAGUGGAGGAGGAUACGACUUCUGCCGCUGGUGUGGAUAUAUCUCAAGACCUUCCAAUGUCGCCUACUGACCCACAGAGGAACGUUUAUUCUGCUGUGGAUGAUCACAGGCUCAGUGAGGACAGACUUCGGAGAGCUUCAGGAAAGAAACACCAGGAAUCACCUUUGGGCAACGAAACAAACAAAACACAGAAUUUGCCACAAGUAACACGGGAUGAGGAUACAAGCAGCACUGUAAACACUUCUUGUGUUAUUUCCAGUAAAGGCAGCAGUGGUUGCGAGGCACAAAACCAACGUUCACAAACAGACUGUUCGGAAAGAGCAGAUCCACAUUUGGCUGAACCGGCAGGCAUCGGGUGUCCCCCAAAGAAGGCUGAACGAACUGAAGCUGUCAAAGCUAUUUCAGAGAAGGAGUCCAGAAUUACUGCAGUUUGUGAUCUCAAAACAGGCAUUCAAGGCAAAGAACCAGCCCUCUUGAGUAUUGAAUCAACUCAUGCCAAUUCCAAGUCAAAUGAUAUAAAUAAUAAAUUCCCUGAUGAUAAAGACUGCACUCGUGAUGAUUUGGUCUUAUUGAAUAUAGAAGAAGAACGUGAUGAGAAAACAGAGGCAUUAUUCGCGCUCAACACAAAAACGAAGCCAGACAAACGCUGGGAAAAGACAGAUCCCGUUAAGAGGGGUUCACAAACUGAUAAAGAGCAGAAGGCCACAGCCACAGUCCCAGAUGAGCAUCCACAGGUAAAAGACACACAGAGAAGGGAAGUAAAAAGAGACUGUGUCACAGACAACAGAAUUGGGCCAUGUGAGUCAAAUCAGUGUGAACCUGAAGUACACAUGUCAUCUUCAACAGGUGUCCCAGGAUAUCUAAAACCACCACAUCUUCCUCAGCCUCCACCAAGGCCAAAGGCCAAAGGUACAGACAUAUGUGGGAAAUCUAUUCAUUCACAAAUAGGUGUAAAAAAGUUUGAUAAUGUAGAGAGCAAUGAUGGUAGUGUCUCCUUGCAACAGCAAACAACAACUUAUACUGGAAAAGCAAAAGCAGUAUCCUCUUCCACUGACACAUGCACCUCCAUCACCAAGCAUCGACAUUUAGGUGAUGAGCAGUCUCAGAGAAAGUCUGCCUCGUCCUCAUGCUCAUUAGAACAAUGCAAUGUGAUUCCCUCCCCUCCUCUGUCUGUGCCAACUCUAGAGGAUAGUGAUGGGCAGAGCCAGACUGUUCCCAUGCAGAGGGAGAGAGAGCCUGUCUGUUACACUCAUGUCAUCACCCCACCACCCAUCACUCACCUUCUGCCUGAGAGGGAGAUGAAGAACGCAGUGCCAACACAACAUAACAACAGUAUGGAUUUCACCCAGCCAGAGGACAGAACGACAGGUGCCUCUAUAGAUCCUUCUGUUCCAGGGGAGAGGCCUAAACCGAAGGGGCCUCCUCCACCUGUCCCAAAAAAGCCCCAAAAUCCCUUCGUUAAGAUUCCAGCAACAACACGCUCUAUGGAUGAACAGAAAAGAGGUGAUGAUUAUCACCACAAAGAGGAGAAGAAGAAGAAGAGGAGGAGACAUCCACAUCAAGUCUGCAAAGGAAAUGCUUGCGACACAGCUUCUCGGGACAUGUGUGUGUUAUGGGACGACACAGGUUCUGCUUACACUGUACCAUCCAACGUGUACACGCCAGAUAAUUUUGAUUCAAUGGAUGAUUUUCCACAACGACAAAGGGCACCAACUAGAGAGGAAAAGUAUAGAAAUAUCAUCGAUUUUGAUGCUUGGGCAAGAAUGGUCAAACUUGCUGCGGAAGAGGAGAAACCAAAACAACUUGACAUGUUGGACGGACGACCUUUUUUGGAAAAGCAGGCUAAACUCAAAGGCCCACCUCCUCCAGUACCCAAAAAGCCCAAAAAGCCAUUUGUUCCAUUAGAAACGGUUCCAAUCUCAGAGGACAUAGCUUGGCCUUCAGAUGACGAGGAGAUACGAGAACUAGAGCUGGCCUUGUGUGAGAGAAUGGAAGAUGAAGACGAUGACCCUGAACCCCAACCUGACACGGUCAGCACAGAUGUCCGUUGGAAGAACCUCAGUGACCACAGUGACCGUAGAAUCCAUAGUGGUCUUGGUGAGCGUAGUGAUCGUGAGUCUGUGGCUGAGCUUGAAACUGAGACAUACAGGCCUGUGGCUGAGCUCAUAAAGGAGACCAACCAGAUGCACCAGAGGAUCAGGCAUGCAGACCGGACAGAACUCCUCACGGCCAAGUCCGUGAUAAGGCACGCAGACCGGACAGAACCCCUCACGGCCAAGUCCAUGAUCAGGCACGCAGACCGGACGGAACCCCUCACGGCCAAGUCCAUGAUCAGGCACGCAGACCGGACAGAACCCCUCACGGCCAAGUCCAUGAUCAGGCACGCAGACCGGACGGAACCCCUCACGGCCAAGUCCAUUGACAGGGCUGUGGACCUGGGCCAGAGCCUGAAAGUAUCACAGAUGAAGAAGGCCUUCGAUGUCACUAAGAAGCCAACUGAAAAACCACCAGAGACAAAGCCUGAACCCAAAAAAGAUAUGUUCAGGCGAGUGGUACGAGCAAGUAAGUUCCGUCAUGUCUUUGGCCAGGCACUGAAGAACGACCAGUGCUAUGACGACAUCCGCGUCUCCCGGGUCACGUGGGACAGCUCCUUCUGUGCCGUCAACCCCAAAUUCGUCGCCAUCAUCAUCGAGGCCAGUGGGGGCGGAGCCUUCCUUGUCCUCCCUCUGCUAAAGACAGGUCGCAUAGACAAGGCCUACCCAACAGUAUGUGGUCAUACAGGUCCUGUCCUGGACAUAGACUGGUGCCCUCACAAUGACCACGUCAUCGCCAGCGGCUCAGAGGACUGCACAGUCAUGGUGUGGCAGAUCCCAGAGAAUGGGCUGGUCACCCCGCUGGCUGAGCCUGUGGUGGUGUUGGAGGGACACUCCAAGAGGGUGGGCAUCGUCACCUGGCACCCCACGGCCCGGAACGUCCUCAUGAGUGCAGGCUGUGACAACCUGAUCAUCAUCUGGAACGUGGGGACGGGCGAGGCCAUGAUCCAGCUGGAAGACAUGCACCCUGACGUCAUCUUCAGCGCCUGCUGGAGCCGCAAUGGAGCCCUCAUCUGCACCGCCUGCAAGGACAAGAAUAUCCGUGUCAUUGACCCCCGCAAGGAGAAGAUCGUGGCUGAGAAGGACAAGGCCCACGAUGGAGCACGGCCCAUGAGAGCCAUCUUUCUGGCUGACGGAAACAUCUUCACCACCGGCUUCAGCCGCAUGAGCGAACGGCAGCUAGCCCUCUGGAACCCUAAAAGCAUGGAGGAGCCAAUAUCAGUCCACGAGCUGGACACCAGUAAUGGAGUGUUGUUGCCCUUCUACGACGCAGACACCAACGUAGUGUACCUUUGUGGGAAGGGUGACAGUAGUAUCCGGUACUUUGAGAUCACGGACGAGGCUCCAUUCGUGCACUACCUCAACACCUUCUCCAGCAAGGAGCCCCAGAGAGGUGUGGGCUACAUGCCCAAACGAGGACUGGACGUCAACAAGUGCGAGAUUGCCAGGUUUUAUAAACUGCAUGAGAGAAAGUGUGAGCCAAUCAUCAUGACAGUCCCCCGAAAGUCAGACCUGUUCCAGGAUGACCUGUACCCGGACACAGCAGGACCAGACUGUGCCAUCGAGGCGGAGGACUGGUUUGAUGGGAAGAACGGCGAGCCCAUCCUGAUCUCCCUGAAAAACGGCUAUGUCCCCGGCAAGAACCGCGACCUCAAGGUGGUCAAGAAGUCCAAUGUCCUGGAGGGCAAGCCAGCCAAGAAAGCAGCAAAUACCUCGCCUGCCCAGAGCAAGGCCUCUCCACAUCCAUCUAUACAAAAUGAAGGGAAACUGGAGGAGCUACUGCAAGAGGUCAAGUCGCUCAGGGACCUCGUCACCCUACAGGACCGUCGAAUUGCCAAACUGGAGGACCAGAUGUCCAAGGUCGCCAUCUAAGACUCAGCCCCCCGCUCAGGACCAUUCAUUGAUUGGGAGAUAAAGUGAACAGGGCCAGUUACUGCCAAAAUAUGAGAAUUCGGCUUCAUCAUUCCGCUUGGCAUCUUCCCAGCGACGAUCCCCAAGCACACAUUCCAAGAUGAACUUUGUUUUUUUAUCAUCAUGUGUACCCUUCACACUUUCCUCUAAAAUACUUAGAGAAAAAACUGUUGCAAUUCAUAGUCUACCUUUUUACUGGGGAUGAAAUGCAUUUAAAUAACUGCCAUUGUUUUGGUUGACGGAAAAGUCUUACCAUUUUGUUAUUGUUUUAAGUUGUGGUCAAGAAUAUUCUGAUGUGAAGUUUGUACUUACUGCGAUACUCUCAACCAUAGUAUGUAGCCACCAGUAUUGCCAUAUUCCCUUGAUUUUUGUGCUGCCAAAUUUUAAUGGUGUGUGUGGGUGGUUGUCAUUUAUUUUGUAUUUUCUCCUGUUUUGCAUUCCAGUUACAGACUAUAGGGUAAUAUAAUGAUUUAGUCAAAGAGAAGGAUUAUCUUCGAACCAACGUAAUCUGUUACACUGUUGCAAAAGGAAGAGAAAGAAAUCAGAGUUUUUCCACCACGCCAGCUGCUCGUAUUAAGCAUCAGGUCACUGAAUGUGAAGGAAGUCCUCCUGACGAUACUGUUAGCUCUUCUGGGUGUAGAUUUUAACAGUGGGGGUAUCGGGAGGCAGUGGCGUAAACUGCAGCUCUCGCUGGUGUAAAUGUAGUGGUGCCUCUGUCACGCUGUGGAUGGUAUUAUGGGUCAAUCUGAUGUCCCCCUCUCUGGUGCAUUUUGUGGCAUUGGAAAGGGACCACUCUCUCAGCAUUUCUUUCACUCGACCAUCUAGUUUAUAUAGUUCGGUGCAUGCAAUAAAGAUUUUACACAUGGAAAUGUCUUCUCCACAAUAAAUCCCUUAAAUUCUUUCUUUGCA
Messenger RNA from Coregonus clupeaformis (lake whitefish), 5226 nucleotides. Its product is annotated as coronin-1C-A. The record is from RefSeq and is a predicted model, not a curated record. The transcript is spliced from 11 exons. Gene Ontology annotation, biological process: cell migration; actin filament organization. NCBI's taxonomy places the organism in Eukaryota, Metazoa, Chordata, Actinopteri, Salmoniformes, Salmonidae. The coding region runs from base 85 to 4278 and encodes 1397 amino acids. Gene Ontology annotation, molecular function: actin filament binding.